AUGCAGCGGCCUGGGGAGCCGGGCGCCGCGCGCUUCGGGCCGCCCGAGGGCUGCGCCGACCCCCCGCCGCACCGCUACCGCAGCUUCAUGAUCGAGGAGAUCCUCACCGAGCCGCCGGGGCCCAAGGGCGCCGCGCCAGCCGCCGCCGCCGCCGCCGCCGCGGGCGAGCUGCUCAAGUUCGGUGUGCAGGCGCUGCUGGCGGCGCGGCCCUUCCACAGCCACCUGGCCGUGUUGAAGGCCGAGCAGGCAGCGGUGUUUAAGUUCCCGCUGGCACCGCUCGGCUGCUCCGGGCUGGGCUCUGCGUUGCUGGCAGCGGGGCCUGGACUGCCCGGUGCCCCCAGCGCGCCGCACCUGCCGCUUGAGCUGCAGCUCCGGGGGAAGUUGGAGACACCGGGCCCCGGAGAGCCGGGUGCCAAAGCCAAGAAGGGGCGUCGGAGCCGCACCGUGUUCACUGAGCUCCAGCUGAUGGGCCUAGAGAAACGCUUUGAGAAGCAGAAAUACCUCUCCACGCCGGACAGAAUAGAUCUCGCGGAAUCCCUGGGUCUGAGCCAGUUGCAGGUGAAGACGUGGUACCAGAAUCGCAGGAUGAAGUGGAAGAAAAUAGUGCUGCAGGGCGGCGGCCUGGAGUCUCCCACUAAGCCCAAGGGGCGGCCCAAGAAGAAUUCCAUUCCCACGAGCGAGCAGCUCACGGAGCAGGAGCGCGCCAAGGAGGCGGAGAAGCCGGCGGAGGCGCCCGGCGACACCAUCGACAGGAGCCAAGAGGACUGA
Messenger RNA from Nyctereutes procyonoides (raccoon dog), 768 nucleotides. It is a transcript of the gene BARX1, whose product is annotated as BARX homeobox 1. The transcript has 4 exons. Gene Ontology annotation, molecular function: DNA-binding transcription factor activity, RNA polymerase II-specific; RNA polymerase II transcription regulatory region sequence-specific DNA binding. The coding region runs from base 1 to 768 and encodes 255 amino acids. Gene Ontology annotation, biological process: regulation of transcription by RNA polymerase II. Lineage: Eukaryota; Metazoa; Chordata; Mammalia; Carnivora; Canidae. Gene Ontology annotation, cellular component: nucleus. The record is from RefSeq and is a predicted model, not a curated record.